GAUCGAAUAAUCGAAAGAAAACCGAUUGAAGUGUAUCUUUCUCAACACUUCCCAAGAAGGCUUCCUGCGUACCGUAUUCCUGGGUGGGGUUCUUGCGAGUGUCACAAACAACAAAAGAAACAAAGAGGUUGACCAUGGUGGGCUUUUGCUGGAAGUUCGGAAGCGCCUUUUGUGGGUUUGAUGACGACCCUGAAGAGUGUAAGCCUGGUGCUGUAUCGGAUUGGCAAGCCGAUGAUGAGGAACAGGAAUAUCACAAGUCGUCCUCCAAGAUUUCGGCAUUGGAAGACAGUAUCGCGGAAAAAUCUCAACUACGCCAAGAGAAACGCCACCGGUACCGACUAACCGUGUUUGCGAGACAAGUCAAUGCCACCGAAUGUCCUCGUACAUCGAAAAAGACAAAGAAAGAAAGUGACUUUUUGCAUCGAGUGCUUCGCGAAGACCGAAAGUUUAUCUUCUGUGAUUUCACUGACAAGGAGCAAGGCUUCAUGCUGGAUGUUUUGCGCAAGGACGACACGGUCAAAAAGGGAGACAUUCUGUAUUCUGCCGGUGACAUUGGAGAUUUCUUUUACAUUAUUGAGCAAGGCCAAGUGGAAAUUCUUUGGCCAGACAAUACCCCAACAACGACACUGAAAAAUGGCGAUUCCUUUGGUGAAGUAGCACUGCUGUUUGAUGUUCCAAGAGCGGCCACGGCACGGGCCAAGACAGAUUGUGUCUUGUGGAAAAUGCAUCAGCACUGUUUCCGAGGCAAAUUGGCGCACCAUGCCUUGACGCAGGAAGAAGGAAUCAUGGAUCUAUUGCGUCGUGUAGAACUGUUUGUCAACAUGGACGAUGCCACGUUGCGAAAAUUCGCCAAUGCCCUGGAGCUUGUUCACUUUGCACCGGACGAACGAAUCGUCAACAAGGGAGACGAGGGCAAGGUGUUUUACAUUAUUGACCAGGGACAAGUCCGGAUUCAUGCCAUUGGAGCGGGUGAUAGCAAACAGGUCGAUAUCACGUUGAAGGGUGGAGAAUGGUUUGGCGAGAGAUCCUUAUUGACGGGCGAACCCAGAGCCGCCAAUGCCACGGCACUUACGAAAGUCGCCGCGUGGGCAGUCGAUCGGGAUACAUUUGAAAAUUCGUUUGGUCCGCUACAACAAGUCAUCCAACAUGAGAUGAAAAAGAGCUUCUUGAAGGCAAUCCCAUCUUUUGCUCAGUCAGACAUUAACCCCUCCGAAUUGGAUACACUCGCUGAUAUGAUGCAAGAAUUGUGCCUCAAGGCGGGACAUCACAUUGAUGAAGUUGGAAAACCAUAUCGUCAGGUUCUUGUCGUUAUUGAACACGGGAGAAUCUCUCUCUACGAUGGCAAGGGCGAAGAUGGUGGCAAAGUUUUCUCGAUCCAGAGUGGAGACUAUUAUGGGGACAAACACAUUCGGGACGAACCGGGAAAACUGAGCUGCUACAAUGUCGUUUGCGAAGAAAACACCACCGUUUGGUCCAUCAGCAGAAGUGAGCUUUUGAGCGUGAUCGGCGAUCUCGACAGGUUGGGACAAUCAGUGUCGUUCGAAGCACAGAGAAAGUCAAACUACAAAGCUCGCAUUCAGCAGAAAGAGGUGGAGAAAAUCAAGGUUCUGGGGCAUGGUGGAUUCGGCAAAGUUUGGUUGGUCAAACACAAAGAAACAAAUCAACAUUAUGCACUGAAAGAACUGAACAAACGACAAAUCUUGGACAGGAAUCAAGCCCAGAAUGUCAUGAGAGAACGAGAAAUCUUGGCAACACUCAACCAUCCAUUUAUACUAGGACAAGUGUCGUCGUUCCAGGAUGAGACAAGUCUGUAUAUUUUGAUGGAUCUAAUCCGAGGAGGCGAACUGUACAAUUUGAUUGUAGGCACAGAGGGAAAAGGGCUUCCAGUUGAGGAUGCGGUUUUCUACGCGGCUUGUAUACAUUCCGCACUGGCGCACUUCCAUGCACGCUUGAUUGCGUACAGGGAUCUCAAGCCCGAGAACGUGAUGCUCGACAAGGAUGGCUAUUGUGUCUUGGUUGAUCUUGGAUUUGCCAAAGUGAUAACAACCAAGACAUUCACACUCUGUGGUACUCCCGAGUAUUUGGCACCGGAGAUUCUAAUGAGCAAAGGGCACGACAAAGCAGUCGAUCAGUGGGCUUUCGGCGUCUUGAUAUACGAGCUCCUGACGUGUCGUUCGCCAUUCUACAGGCAGGGAGACAAGCAGGUGGAGAUGUUCAAGCGUAUCGUUAAAAGUGAGUACAAAGUUCCGCCAACCGUCAAGGUAACUUCCGAAGACAUCAUUCAAAGGCUCCUUGUCAGAAACCCUGCCAAACGGUUGGGGAACCUGUCGAACGGCUCUGAAGAUGUCCGUGCCCACCCGUGGUUCAAAUCCAUCGAUUGGAAGCUGCUCAGAAAGAAAGAAAUCAAAGCGCCCUGGAUCCCAGAGAUAAAGGAGGGCGCAGCUGUCGCCGAUUCGCACAUCGACUUCUCGGAGGGUGCUUAUCAGAAUCUGUCGUUUGGAAGGGCUCUCACCGCAGGAGAACAAAGUAUUUUCAAGACAUUUUAGCUGUGGAAUCAAGUGUUCGGCUCCAAAUAAUUUAGUAAUCAAACUUUCCUAUCACGGCGGCGUACCGGGGGAUCCUGAGGCGAAUGGAUUCGAUUCCGUUACGACAGCCGUUUCCCUUUUUCAAAA
Seminavis robusta is the source of this 2672-nucleotide messenger RNA. Lineage: Eukaryota; Bacillariophyta; Bacillariophyceae; Naviculales; Naviculaceae. The record is from the annotation of a GenBank genome assembly.